Etheostoma spectabile (orangethroat darter) is the source of this 1372-nucleotide messenger RNA. RefSeq names its product ubiquinol-cytochrome c reductase complex assembly factor 6 (gene uqcc6). Gene Ontology annotation, biological process: mitochondrial respiratory chain complex III assembly. The coding region runs from base 735 to 965 and encodes 76 amino acids. The record is from RefSeq and is a predicted model, not a curated record. Gene Ontology annotation, cellular component: mitochondrion. The transcript is spliced from 3 exons. Lineage: Eukaryota; Metazoa; Chordata; Actinopteri; Perciformes; Percidae.
ACCGUUAAUAUACAGUCUAUGAUUUAGUCACAUUAAACAACUAUAUUUUAGCCUAUUACUACCAACGAUCGACUAACGUUGUGGCAAAUACAUGGGAGCUAAAGAGACCGAACAAGACAAAUGUAAUGUAAUAUAAAUACUAUGCUCUUAAAUUACAUUCGAUACCUCAUCAAUCUACCCCAGUGUCUUAGCCAUGGUAACCCAACAAAAUGUAAAGAAUCAUGAACACUAAAUCAAGACUAAAACCCAGAUAACCUAAAUGCAUAACGAAAACACUAACAUAACAUCUUAAACAUUUAAACUAGGACAGGAACCGUUAAUAACACAGCUCCAUGAUCCUUUGCGCUGCAGUGCACUGCAGUGCAGAACAGUCAACCCAGCGGCAUCAUGCCGGGCAUUAAAUAAAAGCAGUACCGAGUAAAUUAUUAUUUCAAAUGUCAUAAAACAGACACGGGGUUCUAGUGUAUGGUACACAGACGGUAUGAGUUCAUUACAAAUACCUCUAGAUGGCGUCAAAUCACGGACAUGAAAGCAGUGCACCAGCAUGAAUUUACGUCGACGAACCCGGCAGCCAAAGAUUGUGUCUUCGUAAAGCGCAGCACUCCACGGUAAAAACUCCAUGAACAGGACCUCCUACAGAUAAUCCAGGGUCUUGUUCACUUUUUUUUUUUUUUUUACCUCGUCCCUGUUCAACUUCCUAAAUUGGCCCAACAAUAUUGAGGAAGUGUGUGAAGAUGCCAGCCGGUGUGUCUUGGCCUCGGUACCUGAGGAUGUUAAGUGCCAGUAUGCUGGCAAUGUUUGCAGGAGCACAGGUCGUCCACCAGUACUACCUACCUGAUCUGAGUAUACCAGAGAUCCCACCAAAGCCUGGGGAGCUUCAGACAGAUCUGCUGGGCUACAAAGUCAGAGAAGAAGCUGCUGCUGCUGCGUUACAGCAGCUUAAAGCUAAACAGAAGGUGGACUGAUAAGACAUUUUACAUUUUUCCUGCAUUGGACACCCUAUCUAUAUCUAUCAAACAGACUUUGUCCAAUGUUUCAGGCUGCUACUUGCCUGGAGUAAAGUCAUUUCAGGGACAUCUGCAAAUGGAUAUUUUCUGUGUUUGAUGGUUUCUUCUAAUGAAGCAAACAGGAGUCAAUUGAAAUGCCACACUGUUGGCAUCUGGCUGCUCGGAUAGGGAUCUUCUCUAAAACAAGAUAAUUUGGUUUAUACAACAGUUGUUAAUACACCUCAUGUCAUAUCUCUUCAUCCCUUUUGAAUGUGUUUGCAUGUUUAAACCGAGUGAUGAAAUAAUGUAAAAGAACGUUCCAUGAACACAUGGUAACUGCUAAGGUCGUUAAAUAAUUACAGUGAAUUCAAAUGUAUAUAUUUUGA